AUGAGCACUCGCCUCAUGUCCGCCGUGGGAGCAAACUCUACCUUGCACAACGCUAGCCGCGCCAUGCUGCGCAGGGGCCUGCUGGUACCCCGGACUGCACGGGAAGCUCUCAGCAGCAGGGCCCCUCGUCCUCUCCCGCCGACCGCAUCCCUUCUCCGGGGAGCACGACCUAUGCUGCAGCACCAGUCCGCCAAAGGCGAGAAGUGGGGGGGGGUCCCAACGGGUAUCGCGGUGGCGGCGGCGGUGAUGGCUGCUGCUGCGCUUGUAUCAUCCCGGCGGGAGGAUGGCCACGUUCCGGAGGUGCUUGCUGCCGAGGCGUACUCUUUGCCGAUCGGCCGUACGUCUCCCCAAGUUUGCAACUGCUUCAUCGAGGUGUCUCGAGAGUCGCGCAUGAAGUACGAGUGGGACGAGGAGACUAACAUGCUCAAGCUGGACAGGGUGCUUCACGGAGCGGCCUUCUACCCCCACGACUACGGCUUCAUCCCGCAGACUCUGUGCGGAGACGGUGACCCGUUGGACGUGCUCGUUCUGGGAACGUCGGCGCUGCAGCCAGGGUCGAUAGUAGACGUGCGGCCUUUGGGCUUCAUGUGCAUGGAGGACGAGAAGGGUCUGGACGAGAAAGUUCUCGCGGUGCCGGAUAAAGACCCAAGGUUCAACCACAUGACAUCGUUGAGGGACGUUCCGGAGCACGUGUUGCGCGAGAUCACCAACUUCUUUGAGACAUACAAGCAGCUGGAGAAGUCCAAAUGGGUGAAGGUGGGUGGGUGGAAAGGAACAACGGACACCCACGAGUUGAUCGACAAGACCCACCAGAAGUUUCUGGAGGAGAAGAAGAGGAUCAAGGGGAAGCAGCAUGGCACCGCCGCUGUUGCUUCCGCCACAGCCGGCGCCGGCGCCGCUGAGAGGAGGGUGAAGCAUGCCAUGGACUAAGGCGGCCACUUUAGCUGUGACAGCUGCAAUGACUAUGGAAGGAGGGUGGUGAUGUGUACAUAGGUUGAUGGGGGUAGUUUUGAGCGAGGGGAGGUACUGAACACCAUGCACGGUCGUAGUCUUCAGACCCUAGGCCCUUCCAUCCCUGCACUGCCGUCGGCGGCGCGGCGUGUUGGUUUCUCACCCAUCGCAUUUGGGGAACGGGGGCGGAGAGCGGGGGGGGGCAGUUGCUUUGUGGGGGUGGUCCUGUCCAAAGCACGGUUUUAGAGAUUUUUUGGAAAUUGUUGUACGUUUGUGUUUCUGCAUUAUCUCGCCCCCCCACAGCGCCACUCUGUUCUACCCGAUCACGUCCGCAAGGUCACGAGGCGCUGACAGACGACCCGAUACUGUUCACAUCACGAGAAUCUGUAGGCAUUGUCCUCCCCCCAUUUGACAAUUCGAUGCCAAAUGCACCUGAAUGUGGAAAACAUAUCUGCGCUGCUUCCCCUCUCCCCCCCCCGCUCACCAUUCAUUGUAUCGUUGUCCCUACGAUAGAUAGUGGGACGUAAGAUGAGUUGCUGGGCGUUGUAGGUCCAUGUUCCCACCGGCGUGUUUCAAGACCGUCAUUUUUCGUGCAACGAGCUUUUAGCCUCCUAUGCGCCCUAUUUCUGUCAUGUUCUGUCGUGCUAGAAUUCCCGCGUAUAGUAACAAGUGUUCAUAGUCGUCUACGCCAGGUGGCAAUGUACCAUCAUGCCAGCCACCCCACAUCAAAAUCGAAACGUGCCGAACAAUGCAAUCAAUCGUGUGUCGGUGUCACAGGGUUAAGAAACCCCGUUGGCCGACGCACCCUGGGCAAUGUUGAUGCCACUGAUUUCGUCGAUCUCAUAUUCGGGGGUGGGAGGAAGGGCGCUUCUGGUCACGGCGCAGUUAAUGGAAUGGGUGUGUGUGAAUACGGAGUGGGGUGUUGAGCGUAUUGCUAGCGAGGUCUGGGCCAACCAUCGGAGGGUGCUUUGCAAGCGUCCGCCCCUUGGAGUCGGCAAGAGGCAGAGAGCACUUGUAUCAGCGGCGCGUUGAAGCGACUGU
Ectocarpus siliculosus is the source of this 1992-nucleotide messenger RNA. The record is from the annotation of a GenBank genome assembly. Lineage: Eukaryota; Phaeophyceae; Ectocarpales; Ectocarpaceae.